Messenger RNA from Medicago truncatula (barrel medic), 2052 nucleotides. Its product is annotated as protein NRT1/ PTR FAMILY 5.10. The transcript has 4 exons. Gene Ontology annotation, cellular component: membrane. Lineage: Eukaryota; Viridiplantae; Streptophyta; Magnoliopsida; Fabales; Fabaceae. Gene Ontology annotation, biological process: transmembrane transport; dipeptide transport. Gene Ontology annotation, molecular function: tripeptide transmembrane transporter activity; dipeptide transmembrane transporter activity. The record is from RefSeq and is a predicted model, not a curated record. The coding region runs from base 95 to 1738 and encodes 547 amino acids.
GUUAGUUAUGUGAAAAUAAAAAAAAAAACAAGGUGGAUAGGAGGAGGAUAUGACCUCGCUGGCUUAAUCAUCACACUUCCACCCUGCGCAGUAAAUGGCCGGCGGCGAUUGUGAAACUCGGCUGCUGUUGGAGACGGUUGACGGCGUCGUUGACUUCAAGGGUCGCCCUGUCCUACGAUCUUCCUCUGGUGGUUGGAGAGCUGCUGCUUUCAUUAUAAGUGUGGAAGUUGCUGAGAGGUUUGCUUACUAUGGAAUUAAUUCAAACUUGAUCAAUUAUUUGACUGGCCCACUUGGUCAGUCCACUGCAACUGCAGCCGAGAAUGUUAACAUCUGGUCUGGAACAGCUUCCUUGCUCCCUCUGCUUGGUGCUUUUCUUGCUGAUUCUUUUCUUGGCCGUUACCGCACCAUCAUUAUCGCAUCCCUUGUUUAUAUUCUGGCACUGAGCUUAUUGACGUUGUCGGCUACACUGCCUUCAGAUGGCGACGCCCAAGCAAUAUUGUUCUUCUUUUCUCUUUAUCUAGUUGCAUUUGCACAAGGUGGACAUAAGCCUUGUGUUCAGGCAUUUGGAGCUGAUCAAUUUGAUAUCAACCACCCGCAGGAACGCAGGUCUAGAAGCUCCUUUUUCAAUUGGUGGUAUUUUACCUUUACUGCAGGUCUCCUUGUUACUGUUUCCAUCUUGAACUAUGUUCAGGAUAAUGUUGGUUGGGUUCUUGGUUUUGGUAUCCCUUGGAUUGCUAUGAUAAUUGCGUUGUCUCUUUUCUCACUUGGAACUUGGACAUACCGGUUUAGCAUUCCAGGGAAUCAACAACGGGGUCCUUUUUCAAGAAUUGGUAGAGUGUUUAUUACUGCACUCCGCAACUUCCGAACUACUGAAGAAGAGGAACCUCGUCCUUCUCUGCUUCACCAACCUUCUCAACAGUUUAGCUUCUUAAACAAAGCAUUAAUUGCAUCAGACGGAUCAAAGGAAAACGGGAAAGUUUGUAGUGUCUCUGAGGUUGAAGAAGCAAAGGCAAUCCUCAGGCUUGUUCCAAUAUGGGCUACGAGUUUAAUUUUUGCCAUUGUGUUUUCUCAGUCUUCUACCUUCUUUACCAAACAAGGUGUUACAUUGGACAGGAAAAUUUUGCCUGGUUUUUAUGUACCCCCUGCUUCUCUUCAAUCCUUUAUCAGUCUCUCUAUUGUUCUCUUUAUUCCUGUCUAUGACCGCAUUAUCGUUCCUAUAGCAAGAACCUUUACUGGCAAACCCUCUGGCAUCACUAUGCUACAAAGAAUUGGAGCCGGAAUUCUUUUUUCUGUAAUUUCUAUGGUAAUUGCAGCUUUUGUCGAGAUGAAAAGACUCAAAGUGGCUCGUGAUCAUGGACUAAUUGAUAUGCCAGAUGUGACAAUACCUAUGAGCAUCUGGUGGUUGAUUCCUCAAUAUGUCUUGUUUGGAGUAUCUGAUGUCUUUACAAUGGUAGGUCUGCAAGAAUUUUUCUAUGAUCAGGUCCCGGAUGAAUUAAGAAGUGUGGGUCUUUCCCUCUAUUUAAGUAUUUUUGGGGUUGGGAGCUUUCUGAGUAGCUUUCUCAUUUCUGCUAUUCAAAAAGGAACAAGUAAAGAUGGACAUGAUGGCUGGUUUGCAAGUAAUCUUAAUCGUGCACAUCUUGAUUAUUUCUAUGCUCUUCUGGCUGCUCUUAGUGCAGUGGGAUUAACCGCCUUCUGGUUUUUCUCAAAAUCAUAUGUUUAUAAGAGAACAAGCACAUAGAGUAAGCAACUGGAAGCAUAUGGGAGAAACUUUUUUACUGGAAAAGAAUUUCAAAUCUUUCAGUAGACCAUUGUAUUUGUAAAUUCAUUGAUAAGACAUUGCACCACUUGUUGAUCCAUUUUGGAAAGAUAUGAUGCAAGACUAAUGAAGGCACAUUUGUAAGUGAAAUAAUGAACUGAAUUAUUUAUACUUUAUGGUUUCUGUUUAAACUUGUAAGUUGUUAUGUAAUGAUAGCUAUAGCUCUUCUUUUACGAGGAUGUUCUAUUUUGUAAUAAUGUAAUAAUAUCUCAUGAUGAUUAAUGCCUUUCAAUCAA